Molecule: messenger RNA, 1659 nt
Organism: Sardina pilchardus (European sardine)
Lineage: Eukaryota; Metazoa; Chordata; Actinopteri; Clupeiformes; Clupeidae
Product: von Willebrand factor C domain-containing protein 2-like
Exons: 3
Coding region: 10-798 (262 amino acids)
Biological process (GO): negative regulation of BMP signaling pathway
Cellular component (GO): AMPA glutamate receptor complex
Molecular function (GO): protein binding
Source: RefSeq, a predicted model, not a curated record
UCAGUAACGAUGCGCUCUCGCGCUCUGUGGCUCUCCGUUGGGAUCCUGUGGUGCGUAUCUCGGGCCGUGUCUGAAUACUCAUCCAAGGCUGACCUGGAGUACGAAUUCGGCGACUACCGUGGCAAGUGGUGUAUCGAUGACCAUGGCUUCGUGUACGGUAUCGGUGAGGUCUAUUACCCGAGCCCCACCGCGUGCCCCUGCACCUGCACCGAAGACGGACCUCUCUGUAUCAGACCGAAAUGCCCGCGCAUUCAUCCACGCUGCACGCGCAUUAAGUACAAGUCCUGCUGCCCUGUGUGCGAAGCUGUCAGCAAGGUCUGCCUCUACGGCGGGAAAACAUACAGACCUCUGGAGGAGUUCAAGUUAUCUCCCUGUGAGAAGUGUCGCUGUGAGGCUAACCGAGAGGUGUACUGUACCAUAUCUGGAUGUCCUGCGCUGCACUGUGUAGACCCCACGUUUGAGCCCAACCACUGCUGUCCAAUAUGCAAGAAUGGUCCCAACUGCUUUGCUGGGAACCAAGUGAUCCCAGCAGGGGAGCGUGUAGACGUGGACGAGAGGACGGUGUGCUUCUGCACCUAUCGGGACGGUACGUGGCAGACGCACCCCCACGCCACCUGUGAAACCCGCCAGCGAGACGACGACAACAACAACAACGAGCUGGGUGGAACGGAGGCUUCCACCACACAGAUGGAGGAGAGCGAAAAGGAGAGCGAGACUGAAAUCGAGUGGGAAACGGAAAGGGAGAGGGACCGCGAGAAAAAAAGACAGUUCUCACCCAGGCUGGACUUUAUUCCAUGAGGGAGGGCAGGGGGUCGUUAUGUUUUCUGGCUCUGGUGGUCUGGUCAGAGGGAGGGGGGCCAGGUACGCUACAUGCCCAGGGUAGAAGCAUGCUGUGUGGGCACGGCUGCCAGGACUGACCUCUGCCAUGCUCCACUCCCCUUUCCGGACCCACAUAUGUUGACAAAACACAUUAGAUCCAUUAAACAGACUGCUUCCAUCUGUAGUACACUAAAUGUGACACGUUAUAGUGUUGGAGGUCCAACUCAUGCCAGCAUGUGCACACACACACACACACACCCCACACCCACAUACACACACACACCCCACACACACACACACACACAAUGUUUCAUGCCUGUUUAUCUUGUAAAUAUAUUGCAGUAGAACAGACACAGGUAGAGGGCACAAAAGAAAACAUGGACACCAGUCUCUUGUAAACUAUGUAACAGUUAUAUCGAUAAAGGGCUCAUCAACAUUUCAAGUAAACAUGCAUAGAGGUGGUGUAUGAUCAGCAUCUGUAUUAUAAAGUGGCGGUCACUUUCUGAAGACUUUCAUUCAGGCAUUUCUCACCUGACAGUCAUCAUUCAUUACUUUAAUGCUUAAAGUCUGUACAUACUUUGUCAUAAACAAGUAAUCGAAUGCAGAAUUGUUUCCUUAAUAGGUAAAGAUAGAAAUUAAAACAAUAGUAGCCAUACUUCAAUUCUGUGUUUGAUAUUGAUAUAUGUAAAUAAUAUGUGUGCGUCUGUGUGUGUUCGGGUUGUUUACUUUUGGGCAAAAAAAUAUGCAUUUUAUUGGUCUUUUACCCUGUUGUAUAAUGUACAAUGGUGAUGGUUUGUCAAGUUAAGUGAUGAUUAAAAUCAGCUGAGUGAACCUUUGAAA